This is a messenger RNA of Ochlerotatus camptorhynchus, 2360 nucleotides long. Its product is annotated as ubiquitin-conjugating enzyme E2 W. The transcript has 7 exons. Lineage: Eukaryota; Metazoa; Arthropoda; Insecta; Diptera; Culicidae. The record is from RefSeq and is a predicted model, not a curated record. Bases 873 to 1445 code for a protein of 190 amino acids.
AGUUGGUUUAGUUUGAACGCAGCCGCGGUUCGGUUCGUAACUCGCGUUCGCUUUUCUUCUCUUGCAUUGAAAGAAUAAGUUCAGUUCCAAAGGGCCACUCCGGUUGGUCGCGACGAGAACGCGUGGACAGAAAGGAUCAGCUUCAUCUUCGGUACGGGAAAAGUGAUUUACUGCAGCCGGGGCAUCGUCCAGUGUCCACCCAAGCCGCCAAGACAAAGUGUUGGAAUUUUCCCUGACUACAAAGGUUUUCGAUCUUGCCAGCUGCGUGGUAGUGCGGAGGUGUUCAACGCAUUGCAAUAGCCAGAAGAUCGUUCAACAAACGAAGAAAGUGUUGGAAUCUGUUCGGUUCUCGUUUACUUUUGUGGUGAAAAAUCUGUGAGUUGUUUAUAAAUAUUUUGAACGCUUCCGAGCACCGAUCCAGAGUUGGUCGGAUGGCUCAGCUGGAUUCAGUCUGGAUUUGCUACGAAUAAUCGAAGAAACGAAAAGUAAGUGCUCACAGUCAGGGGUGUGAAAAAGCGAAGUAGGAAAAAUAAGUGGUGUGAAAGAUUUAGUUAAACCCCAUCGGCGGCCACUUCUGAAGAGGGUGUGUGCAAGCAGAUAAUGAAAGUAAUUUAUUAACAAUCCGUCCGGAAAAUCUCAUCACCACCGCCACCCCCACCGAUCGAACGCCCACCGAAUGAAUGCGCUUCAAGUGGUUUCAGUAUUUCUCGGCCGACGGUCAAACCAAUGAUUCGUCCAGUAGAGCGUAAUAGUUUAAGCUGACCAGCACCAACAAUAAAAUACCUUCAGUAGUGAUCCCGCCAAUCCCAAAAAAUACUCUUUCCACGAGAAUUUAACAGUGAUAAGCGUUGGUGAACAUUUAGACCGUAAUCAUGUUGAACCGAUUUCGAGUUCGGAAGGAAAAGCCGUCCAAGUCGGAGAGUAUCUCGACGACCGCCAGCACCGUGAUACAGGAUGCGGCCAAAGAUAAUCGCAAAUUGAUACUGGAUAACAGCCGCUGGGAGCGACGGUUACAGAAAGAAUUAAUGUCCCUCAUCAAAGAACCGCCACCAGGAGUCACGGUGGACGAGGAGAGUGUUAGUCAAAAUUUAACUCAAUGGAUUAUCAACAUCGACGGCGUCGAAGGCACGCUGUACGAGGGAGAACACUUUCAGCUGUUAUUCAAAUUUAAUAAUAAGUACCCCUUCGAUUCGCCCGAGGUCACGUUCAUAGGUUCCAAUAUUCCCGUGCAUCCGCACGUCUACUCGAACGGUCACAUCUGCCUAUCGAUCCUGACAGAUGACUGGUCGCCCGCGUUAUCAGUGCAAUCCGUGUGUCUCAGUAUAUCGUCGAUGCUGAGCAGCUGCCGGGAGAAGCGACGUCCACCGGACAACGGAAUUUACGUGAAAACCUGCAAUAAGAACCCCAAGAAAACGAAGUGGUGGUAUCAUGAUGAUUCCGUGUAGGGAGCGUGAUGGUGGGACCGAGGUUCAUUACCUGUUAGCUAAAACUAAUGCAAAUCGCUCCCUGUUCUGGCAACGCAAUGGCAGCAGCAAAAAUCAACCGACGCAAUGCACCCAAAACCGGCAAAAAACCGCAACAUUUGUUAAACUUCUUAAAAGCAAGGACAUCGAUUAAACAUAGAAUACAGUUAUAAUAUAGCUAAUCGGAGCUUUCUGCAGUCACUGCAAAAUCGGAGAUAUUGUAGAAAUAAACAAAUGCAGAAAGACUAGCAACAACAACACAAAUAUUCGUCCCACAACAAGUAAGCAUACCUAAGUCAACGUAGAAAUGAAUUUGCUAAGUUUUUGCUCACUGCUCUUGAAGCCACACAAGUUAGACGAAGAAAGCAAAUGCACGGUUUUUGCAUCCGUUUCGAACUGCUAUCAACAUUAAAAAAAAUACAAAUUCUAAUGUAACGCUUUCAAUUCCCCUGGUUGAACGGAAGCAAUACUCCCUUGUAUAAGUCAGUAAUGUUAAUUUUACGCAUUAAAGCUGGAUACCGUUGGGUGUUUGUUUUUUAAAUAAGAUCAAUGAAAAACUUACGAUUCAUAAUUUAUUUUAUCCAUUUAGCGUUAAAACAAAUGUGAGUGCUACCAAUUUUUAAUUAACUUUACAACGUUUGCUCCAGCUGAGAUUACAGAAUCUAUGGCACCGUGUAGCGUAACAUGCUUUGAUUUUAUUUCCGUCAAAAACGUUCUCGUGUAAAAAAUUCAAAUCUAAUGAAAACCCGAAAAACUAUACACACAUUCCUUCUCUAAUUGAGUAUAAAUUUAACGAAAAGCAAAACCAAAUCGUAUCGAGAUCGUGUAGCGUAAAUUUACUUUAAACUGUUUGGAAGAGAUUGAUUGCGGUUGAAAGUUUGACAAGAGAAAACAAAA